AUGAAGUUCCUCACCCCACUCGCCACGCUUCUCAGCACCGCCUCGGCCGCCGCCAUCAGCCCGCGCCAGGCUCCCGAGUCGGUCUCGGUCAAGGUCACCAACCUCCAGUGCCAGCCUCGUGGCACCACCUGCUUCCUCACCUUCGAGGUCCGCUCGAGCGCCUCCUCUCCUCCUCUGGUCUGUACCGCCACCACCCAGGCCUCCAGCACCAUCCCGUCCGUGCCCAACGAGAGCUGCUCGGACCCCAACGCCGUCUUUUCCUUCACCGCCGAGGGCUCCGGCCAUCCCGCCUUUCUCUCCUUCACCUGGACGUCCAGCUGGGAGAGGGGUGUGCAAAAGGUGCACGCGGCCCGCGCCUUUUCGACUGGCGACUUUUCCAGGGACCAGACCGGUACCCAGAGCUACGUGGGCCCCAAGGACUUUGUCAUUUCUGGCGUCACCACGAGCUUGAUCAUCAGGCAGUGA
Pyricularia pennisetigena is the source of this 465-nucleotide messenger RNA. RefSeq lists its product as uncharacterized. The record is from RefSeq and is a predicted model, not a curated record. The coding region runs from base 1 to 465 and encodes 154 amino acids. The transcript is spliced from 2 exons. NCBI's taxonomy places the organism in Eukaryota, Fungi, Ascomycota, Sordariomycetes, Magnaporthales, Pyriculariaceae.